AUGACCCAGGAUGUCUAUCACUGCCGGCUGAUAAGCGACUGCUUCUCGAGUCGAUGUUGUUGCCCUUUUGAACCAAAUAUACCGCCACCAACAAUCAAUACGUACUCGACUUUCCCUCCUUCGAACACCGAGAAGGAUGUGCCUGGAUUAGGUGGUAGACGCGGCACUGCAGCAAAAAUGAGUGGCCGUGCUCCGCUUCUCGGUGUUGAGGCGUCCGGACUUAGCAAAGAUCGGCGCCGUUUUAUUAUUAUCUCCAUCUUUGACGCCACUCUCACUACGCUACUAUGGCUGCUUUGUACUGUAACCAAAGGUGAUGACUGGUCGAAAGUGUUCCUUCAAGAAAUCAACCUCUUUGAUGCACAUUUUAUGAGCAUAUCAUUGUUUGACAUAGUUUUAUGCGCACUUGUACGUAUGGUUGUGCUUCUUCUAUUCUAUGCUGUUUUUGUUGUUCGACAUUGGUUGCCAGUUGCCAUCACAACUUCACUUUCGACUGUGUAUAUGGUCAUUAAGAUUUUAUUUUUCUUUUCUCAUAAACAAGGUGGUUUACCACAAUAUUUGCUGGUAUUAGCUUCUUUUUCCAUUGCAUGGUUCGAACUCUGGCUAAUGCCUUUCAAAGUUUUGCCAGGGGAACGACGAUGCGAACAUAGUGAGUCGUUCCAUGAUGAUUUAUCCGUCUCAGUUCGUGGCAACUCACUCAGAGAAACACGUCAGAAUCACGCCGCAGCUUCACGAUAUAUCUCAGAGGAUGAGUUUCGGAGCGCUAUGGAGUUUUCCUCAGAAGAUGAAACAUUCCGUAACUUCGGGAAUGGUCCGCUUCGAUUGAGAGGCAGCCAUAUCUCUUCUGAAUUACGAGAAAAAUACGAGAAGGCUUUGAAAGACGCUUCCGAGAAGGUCGAUACUCAACUACGACAUGCACGAUUAGGAGAAUGGAAAGCGUUGAAACUGAAAGAUCCUAUGGUAUUACAAGCUCCUGAUUCGACGUACUUCAUCCGAGCGGAGUUUUCUUGCACCCCUCAAGUAUUGUUUGACGCAGCAUGGAAGGACGUUCUUCGGUGGAACACACAGUUGGUUGAAGCAAGGAUCAUUGCCACCCUUGACUCCGUCACUGAUUUGUACUACUCAAUGACCGCACCAGCACUAAAGGGUUACGUUGCUUCACGUGAUUUCUUCGAUGUACGUCGUAUACAUUUCGAUUCUACCAUACAAACCUACUCUGGUAUAUUUGUAUCCGUCGAAUCACCCGCAUGUCCUGUACAUGCGAACAAGAAAAUUAUCAGAGGCUCGAACGGUCCCAGUUGUAUACGUGCAGUCGGCGACGUGACAUCAGGACACUCCUACCUGGAAUGGAUUAUGCGAACAGAUUUAAAAGGUGGUCUACCGAAACGACUUAUUCAAUCCACAAUGCUAACUUAUUUUAUUGAACAUAUAACUCGUCUACGAGAAUAUAUUAAUAGGCAGUCUUUGACGAAUGUAUCUGUCUAA
Molecule: messenger RNA, 1482 nt
Organism: Necator americanus (New World hookworm)
Lineage: Eukaryota; Metazoa; Nematoda; Chromadorea; Rhabditida; Ancylostomatidae
Exons: 12
Coding region: 1-1482 (493 amino acids)
Cellular component (GO): endoplasmic reticulum-endosome membrane contact site; endoplasmic reticulum membrane; lysosomal membrane
Molecular function (GO): lipid binding
Source: RefSeq, a predicted model, not a curated record